AUGACGAAGGUUGUAGCUAUCACAUUGCUAGCUCUGAGUCUGUUGACCCUGGCGAACUGUCAGGGAUCCUUGCUAGAAAUGUCUCAACAACUGUGGACGAAGCUUUUAUCGGGAGGAUUCUCUAAAGCUGGCAAGCUAGAUCCACUAAAGGUGCCGGUAAUCAAAGUGGAUCAAUCCGAAGGAAAUACCAGCUACAGAAUAAUUCUUCGGAACGUGGAGAUCACUGGACUAAACGAAUCUACACUGGAUAGCAUCCACAUAGCUCGAGGUCGAUUGAAAUCGAACCUCAGCGAGCUAGAAGCUGGCUACGUGAGCUACAGCGACCUGAGAGAUCUGGACUCCAUCAGGUACAGAUUCCAUACAUUAAUCAAGGAACCUAAAGAACAAAACGAAAGCUUCGAGGCCAUUGUCUCUGCCACUAAUCAAGAGAACAAGUUCGUGGCUAGUGCCAGGGAGCAAGAGAGUCGUUUCGAAAGACUCAGACAGUACGAUCCCUUCUUGAUGAAGAUUCAAGCGGAGAAGAUGAAGGAACCAACGACUGAUCGCCCUCAGAAUAAUCGCAAACUGCAUCAAGAAUCUGGAUUCAGAACUUACAGCAUGGAAGACGCAAAGGUUCUUUCGAAAUCGGACACCAGUCGAAUCGUAGAGAACUUGAGGUAUCCUUCGGACGUUCAAAUGAUUUAUGCGAUGAGCGCAACAAAUUCUGGUUUCAACUCAAAGAAUCCUGAGCAUAAAGAGAAUUACGAUGGAUCCAGACCGGGUCCUUAUGAUGGUCUGAACAAAGAACACGGCAGACAGAGCCACAGAAGAGAGAAUUUCGCUAGGGGAAGAACCGAGGAACGUCACGAGGAUGUUGAGACUUCAGCGUCAGAGAACGUGGAGAGUACAGUGACGGGUCAGAGGUUUGUUCCUGGACAGAUUAGCAGAGAACAGGCGUAUGGUAGAGAAUCGAAACGUCUAGAGGAACAACCAGGUUAUAUCGAUAUAGUUUACGCAGAUGAGAACCGUAAUGGCGGCGUGAGGCGUUUCGGGAACGACAGAAUGAAAUCUAAGGGGGAUGCAAGAGUGUUUGGUACGAAGGAUGCUUCAAAGGAUAUCCUCGAGAAUAAACGGGUUAUUAGUCGCAACUGUACCGAGGGAGAAUCCUUGACGAAGAGGAACGACGCGGUUAAGGCGGCCAUAGAGGCGAAGAGAUUGGACGGUUUGUCUAGAUACGCGACAAACUAUCAGGAGAAGCAAGGAUACUUCGAAGAAGGGAUGCAAUUGGUCUAUCAUUAUGGUGGAAUGGAUCGAAAGAAUCCUGGGGAAGAGAAACUUGCUCAAGGGGCUAGAUACAAGCGUGCUCAUAGAGGGAAUGAUACCGAUGAUGAUGUUAUGCACGUCAUUAUGAAAAUCAGAAUUCCCCUGCUUCGCGUGAAAUCCGAUUAUCAUCUGAUGGGUAAAGUUGGCCAGGAACUAGUGAGAGGAAACGGGCAGCUGAAUGGCAACUUCACCGAUGUCGUUGGCGACUUUACGAUCGAAUUGAAAAAAGCCAGUGGACAGGAUGCGUUAAUCGUUCGUGCAGCUAGAAGCAAAUUGAAUUCCAGGAAGCAAAAUGUCUCCCUUCAGGGAAUGAACGAAGAGGGACCAGUAAAGUCCAUUCUCAGUCACAGUUUGAUGGCUGCAGAAGCGGUAGCCGCCAUGCUUGCCGAUGACCUGGCUACCAAGGCCCUCAACGACAAAACGGCGGACGCGAUGAUUUAUAGGAUGUACAAAAACCUUCCGGUCAAUUAAAGUGGCGUCGAGGACAUUCUACCAUUCAAUUGGACUUUUGUAAUUCUCACAGGUUUAUAUCGUAUAAAAUACGUUGACGCAUAAUGCUCAAAACGAUUGUUUCAAGAUGAUUGUAUCAAACAAAAAAAAAAAAAAAAAAAAAAAAAAAAAAAAAA
Molecule: messenger RNA, 1928 nt
Organism: Bombus pyrosoma
Lineage: Eukaryota; Metazoa; Arthropoda; Insecta; Hymenoptera; Apidae
Exons: 5
Coding region: 1-1773 (590 amino acids)
Source: RefSeq, a predicted model, not a curated record